This is a messenger RNA of Impatiens glandulifera, 993 nucleotides long. Its product is annotated as ras-related protein RABC2a-like. The transcript has 6 exons. Lineage: Eukaryota; Viridiplantae; Streptophyta; Magnoliopsida; Ericales; Balsaminaceae. Gene Ontology annotation, molecular function: GTP binding; GTPase activity. Bases 91 to 723 code for a protein of 210 amino acids. The record is from RefSeq and is a predicted model, not a curated record.
GUUGUCAUUGUACCCGUUUGUUGUUGAAAAGAAAUAGAAAAACUGCAGGGUUUGAGAGAGAGAUAGAGAGAGUGGGACACCUCAUCCUUGAUGGGUUCGUCUUCUGGACAGGCGAACAGCCAUGAUCUUUCUUUCAAGAUCCUCUUGAUCGGUGAUUCUGCUGUCGGCAAAAGCAGUCUUCUAGUUAGUUUCAUUUCAAGCUCUGUUGAAGAUCUUUCUCCUACCAUCGGUGUAGAUUUCAAAAUCAAGCAUUUCAAAGUUGAAGGCAAAAAGAUUAAGCUUACAAUCUGGGAUACUGCUGGACAGGAAAGGUUCAGGACAUUAACCAGCUCAUACUACAGAGCAACUCAAGGGAUUGUUCUUGUUUAUGAUGUGACGCGAAGGGAAACCUUUACAAACUUGUCGGAUGUAUGGGCCAAAGAAAUCGAACUUUACUCCUCUAAUCAGGACUGUGUCAAGAUGCUUGUUGGAAAUAAAGUUGAUAGGGAAUCAGAAAGGGUAGUAAGCAGAGAAGAAGGACUAGCACUUGCAAAGGAGCAUGGUUGUUUAUUCCUUGAGUGCAGCGCUAAAACCCGAGAAAAGGUAGAGCAAUGUUUUGAAGAACUUGCACUAAAGAUAAUGGAGGUUCCUAGUCUUUUGGAAGAAGGUUCGAGCGUGGGAAAGAGAAAUAUCUUAAAACAAAGACAAGAACAACAAAGUGCUAACCGAGGUUGUUGCUUUUAAAUUUUUCGAAGCGCUGAAGAACAUACAUUGGUUUAAGGAGCUUGUGAAGUAAACCUGUUGUGGGUGAUGUAUAUUGUGAUUUUUUUUUUUUUUUUGUAAUAUUUUAGUGUGCAUGAGUUUGUUAUUGGUAGCAAGCAUGGCUUUUUUGUGAUUUUUUUUUUAAUUUAUUUGCCUUGUAAAGUUGUUUGUUUCUUUUGUCACUUGUAGUAACAAGUUGCUUGCAUUUUGCUUUGGCGUUUGUUUAUUAUUUUCAAAUGACAUUUUUCUGUG